Molecule: messenger RNA, 2577 nt
Organism: Bipolaris sorokiniana ND90Pr
Lineage: Eukaryota; Fungi; Ascomycota; Dothideomycetes; Pleosporales; Pleosporaceae
Exons: 4
Coding region: 1-2577 (858 amino acids)
Biological process (GO): microtubule polymerization; mitotic spindle organization; establishment or maintenance of microtubule cytoskeleton polarity
Cellular component (GO): centrosome; spindle pole; spindle pole body
Molecular function (GO): microtubule plus-end binding; microtubule plus end polymerase activity
Source: RefSeq, a predicted model, not a curated record
AUGGCCGACGAGGAAGAUUUCAGCAAGCUGCCGCUGCCCGAUCGCUUUGUACACAAGAACUGGAAGGUACGGAAAGAGGGCUACGAAGCCGCCGCCAAAGAAUUCAGUCUAGCCGCCAGCGAGUCCGACCCGGUAGUGCGCCAGUUCAUAAACGAUGCGAGCAUAUGGAAGGGCGUGGUGGGCGACUCCAACGUCGCCGCACAGCAGGAAGGUCUUGGUGCGCUAUGCGCCUUCCUUGAGAUAGCUGGCCAACAGGGCUGCACACGGACGCGGAAUAUCACCAUCGCUACAAUCGCCGAAAAGGGAUUACCGUCAACGCGGCCAGUAGCAAAGCAAAAAGCACUCGAAGCGCUGAUGUUGUACAUUGAGACGGACAAGCCAGACCCAGUCAUCGAGGAGCUCCUUCCCAUACUAGCACACAAGCAACCCAAGGUUAUUGCCGCGACAUUAGAAGCGUUGACACAAAUGUACCAUGCUUAUGGCUGCAAGACCAUGGAACCCAAGUCUGUCCUUAAAUCCCUACCCAAAGUAUACGGCCAUGCGGAUAAGAACGUUCGCGCAAAGGCGCAGGAAUUGACAGUCGAGCUUUACCGCUGGCUCAAAGAAGCAAUGAAACCACUUUUCUGGAACGACUUGAAGCCCGUGCAGCAGCAGGAUCUCGACAAACUCUUCGAAAAGGUCAAAGACGAGCCUCCGCCAAAACAAGAGCGACUGCUCCGUUCACAACAGGCCGCAAAAGAAGCCGCAGCCGCAGGUCCAGACGGGGACGAGGAGGAAGAGGAGGAAGAAGACGCCGUCAUUGAUCUGGAGCCCGAGUACGUGGCCGUUGAUGUAUUCGCAAAGAUACCCAAGGAUUUCUCUGAGAAGCUAGCAUCGUCCAAAUGGAAAGAUCGCAAAGAAACACUCGACGAGGUUCAGAAGGCGCUCGACCACCCUCGGAUCGCUGAGGGACCCUUUGAUGAAUUGAUACGUGGGUUUGCAAAGAGCAUGAAAGACGCAAAUAUCGCUGUGGUUAUCACAGCCGCUAACUGUGUUGAGCUACUUGCAAAGGGUUUGAAGAAGAGUUUUGCCAAGUACCGCAAGGACGUAAUGAAUGCUAUGAUGGAACGAUUGAAGGAGAAGAAACAGACCGUCACUGAUGCCAUUGGAGCCGCUCUUGAUGCAUCUUUUGCUUCGACGAGUUUCCAAGAGUGUCUUGAAGAGAUUCUAGAGUUUCUGAAGCACAAGAACCCUCAGGUCAAACUGGAAUCCUCUAGGUUCCUAAUCCGAUGUUUAAAGACCACUCGCGAAGCACCAACACCUGAACAAGCCAAGGCCAUCGCAGAGGCUUCUACAAAGCUCCUCACAGAGUCACAAGAAGUACAGCGAUCCGCCGGUGCCGAGGCACUAGGCACGCUCUGGAAAAUCAUGGGAGAUCGCAUCAUGAAUGCUCAUCUUGAUGGGUUGGACGAUAUCCGCAAAGCCAAGAUCAAGGAGUUCCACGAUGCUGCCGAAGUGAAGACCAAGUACAAGCCAAAAACUGCCCCUGCUCCUAAGCCUGCAGCUCCCGCACCAACGAAGAAACCCGUGGGUAAGCGACCAGCACCUGGUGGUGUGAAGAAGGCCGCUCCAGCAGCCAAAGCUCCCCCACCUCCGCCUGUCGAAGAACCGGCCGCGCCGCUUGAACCAAAGCCAACAUCGAGACCAGCGCCGCCCAAGUUGGGCGCCAAGCCUGGUGCAUCAAGACUGGGAGGAUUGAAAAAGUCAGGUCUCGCAGCACCCUCGCCACGAAAAUCCGCCCCAUCGCCUCCGCCGCCGGAAGAAGAAGAAGAAGCACCACAGCCGCAGCCCAAGUUUGGCGCGGGCCGUGGUCUUGCGGGACGUCCCUUGGGAAAACCUGCUGCUGAGCCUGCUGCAGCCCCUGUCUAUCAGGCCCCCACCGGACUGAGUCUAGUCGAACGGGCUGAGCUUGAUGAGCUCCGAGCCGAAGUUGAGCGAAUUCGAAGGCAAUAUGAAGAACUGCGGGCGGAGCGAACAAAGCUUUCAUCGCAGAUUUUCGAGCUCCAAAACCAAAAUGCCCAGCUAAUCGAAGACCACACACGCGACGUGCUUUCUAUCAAAGCCAAGGAAACACAACUUGUGCGUGCCCGCUCGGACUUUGAAGCAUCUGAGCAGACUGUUCAGUUCCAGCGUCGGGAAAUCGAUCGAUUGAAGCGCGAACUCAGUCGCCAAGUGCGUGUGUCUUCUCCACCACCAGCAGAUGUGGUUGAUCAUAUUUACUCGGACAAUGGCAAUGGGGGACAAUUUGGUGACUCUGGAUAUGGCAGCCGGGCCAUGCAUCCGAGAAGAGACAGGAGUUUUGCAGGUGGGCCAAACAGUCCCGGGGGUGAUGCAGAUGCCGCUUCUGGCAAGUCAUCUCUAUCAUCGCGUGGCGGCGACCGCAUUAGCUCUGGCGAAAAUGGCGGCGGGUUCCGGUCCAGCUCACAGGCUGCUUCGGGAGCAGAGAGCUGGAAGCGUGCUGCAGAGGUUACUCAAAACUUGAAGCAGAGGAUAGAAAUGAUGAAGGCUAAACAGGGGAUCGGACGUCCACAAGGCUAA